Messenger RNA from Aspergillus lentulus, 621 nucleotides. NCBI's taxonomy places the organism in Eukaryota, Fungi, Ascomycota, Eurotiomycetes, Eurotiales, Aspergillaceae. The record is from RefSeq and is a predicted model, not a curated record.
AUGCACACAAAUACUCCCUUGAGCGGAUGGGAGAAAUGCCGAACCCUCGUAUUGAGCAUUCCGCAAAAUCCCAACAUCCAGUCCGCCGUGGUCCAGGGACUCUACGGCAUCAACACCCCGGCAACGUUCAGCUGCCCCGGUUUCAAGAGCCAGUGCAAGAACGUCACCCAGGAAACCUUGCGGUCGGCCAAAUGUGACGGUAAUGAUGACUUUUCCUUUGGGAAGGUCCGGGAAGUCGAUUUCGGCGUCGCGAAUCCCUGGAAACGUACACCUCCCCUGGAAAAUUUCUUGGUGUCCUCAACGAUCGUUACCCAGUGGGUUGAAGGAAACUUUGAGAAAAAAAACCUAGGUCUGGCUGCUGCUCUAUCUGGUGACGUGAACUUUGAUGAGCGAUUCAAGAAAAUGGCAGGUAGUAUGACGGAUUAUCUGCGUUACGGGCCAAAUGCCGAGGCUGCACAUGGAGAGAGAAUCGAGAGCCAGCCAUUUGGACCGCCACGUUCCUCCGUGGAAGACUUCGACGCUUGUCAGCAUGAGAAGCGGCUUGGGUUGCUACAGAGCACAUUCACGGAUAUCAAGUUGCUCCAGGACUGGGCGGGGAGGACUGAAGUACGGCUGCAGUAG